Molecule: messenger RNA, 420 nt
Organism: Cryptosporidium ubiquitum
Lineage: Eukaryota; Apicomplexa; Conoidasida; Eucoccidiorida; Cryptosporidiidae
Product: ferredoxin-like protein FD1
Exons: 4
Coding region: 1-420 (139 amino acids)
Biological process (GO): P450-containing electron transport chain
Cellular component (GO): mitochondrion
Molecular function (GO): 2 iron, 2 sulfur cluster binding
Source: RefSeq, a predicted model, not a curated record
AUGUCGAAUAAUUUGAUUUGGAGAAUUAGUAGGCCAAUUUCCUCGGGUAUUUUCUCGGGUCUACCAUAUAUUGGUAAGAAAGCGGUUUCGUGGUCUUCUAAACGUUUUUUCCAUUCAGAUCCACAAUUAUGGACUAAAGAAGAUCAUCCAAAAAUCAUCUUUAGCAUGCAGUACUUGUCAUGUUAUUUUGGACAAGAAGAAUUCACAAUGAAUGAAGAUCACUUCAAGGAAAUCUAUGAUGAGCUAGAACCGCCAUCAGAAAGAGAAGAAGAUAUGCUAGAUAUGGCACCACAAGUUUGUGAAACCUCUAGAUUGGCAUGCCAAAUUAAAGUUGACGAAAAAUUAACUAAAGGAAAUAUUCGUCUUCCUAACAUAACACGAAAUUUUUAUGUUGAUGGGUUUAAACCAUCACCACACUAA